GGAGCGGGCGGUGGGAGCGGGACGGACCGUGACCCCCAAACCCUCGGGACCCCCCGGGACCCCCCCCCCCCGGCCUCGCCAUGUUCACGGACCUGGCGGCGCCCGGAGCCGACGUUCAGUCGCUGUGGAGGAGCGCCCGGAGCGCGCGCUGCGAGGAGAAAAGCUGCCAGACUGGGAGAAUUUCCACAGCAGAAGCUGCAACACAGUCUCACACAGGCCAGGAUGUUGCGGUGCAGACGGAACAGGGCAAAGAUGUUCUCCAAGACUUCCAGCAACAAGUCCAAGUAGAUUACACUGGCCUUCUGUCAUUCCUUCAGAGAGUGGAGGACACUGUUAUCAAAGAGCUAAAUAAAAACUGGGAAAGCCGUGCCUUUGAUGGCUUUGAAGUGAAGUGGACAGAUCAGAAUGAAACAGUGUUGUGUUUGCAUACGUUGUCAUUCCCAUGGGCUCAGCGUGAUAACCUGCAGGUCACCGGUGUCUCAUGGAAUGCCACGGGAUCUGUCAUCGCCUGUUCCUACGGCCGGUUGGAUGAUGGGGACUGGAGAAGAGAAAGAUCCUACGUUUGCACCUGGAAUCUGGACAGAAGAGGGUUGAAUCCCCAGGACCCUGACGUGGUGCUGGUUACCCCCAGCUCUGUCAUGUGCCUGGCUUUCCACCCCUCCCAGCCCUCACUGAUAGCAGGUGGCCUUUUCAAUGGGGAGCUGGUGGUGUGGGACACCAGCAGGACAGGAGACUCUGUGAUCUGGAGGACAGGGAUGACAGAUGACACCCACACUGACCCAAUCUAUCAGGUUCACUGGUUACCUGACCCCAAGCACAAGCAGCACUGCCGGCUGCUGACUGUGUCCACUGAUGGGAAGAUCCUGGUGUGGAGGGAGGAGCGGAACGGGCAGCUGGUCUUGGCCGAUGGAUUCGCUCUGGUGGCUCAGCAGAUCCCUCGCAGCGCUCGGCUGAAGAAGUUGGCCUGGGCAGAGGGAGCCGUGGGGGUGACCUCGCUGUCCUUCUCCCCCUUCGAUCCCCACGUGUUUGUGGUGGGUGUGGAGGGGGGUUAUUCCCUGAGGUGCUCCACUGCAGCCCAGACUCCGGCUCUCCCUCCCUGGGGCAGCUCCGUUCCCCUCAGGGCGCCGGUGGAAUUCACCUUCUCCCCCCACGCCGGGCCCGUGUACUCCGUGAGCUGCUCGCCCUUCCACAGGAACCUCUUUCUGAGCUGUGGGACUGAUGGCCAAGUUCACCUGCACUCCAUGCUGCAGCCACAGCCCCUCUUUGCUGUGCAGGUGUCUCAGAAGUACCUGUUCUGUGUGCGCUGGUCUCCAGUCCGACCCCUGGUCUUCGCAGCUGGGUCUGGGGAAGGAGAGCUGCUCCUGUUCGACCUGGCGAGGAGCACACAGCAGCCCACGCUGUCCCUGAAGCAGGCCCUGAGCCACUGCCCCGUGUACUGCCUGGAAUUUAACAGCAAACACACACAGCUCCUGGCAGCAGGGGAUGCUGCUGGAACAGUCAAAGUGUGGCAGCUGAGCUCAGACUUCACCGAGCAGGGACCACGGGAAAUGAAUCACCUGGAGCAGCUGGCGAGUGAGAGCACGGACUGAGGCAGCAGCACAGCAGCUGCACGAAGCUUGUUCCUGUCCUGACUCCAGAACAGCUCCCCACUCACCUAUUCCAGUGCUGGAAAACACAGGUAACCCUCAGCUGGAGCUGCACCCAUGUAACAGUUAAAUUUGCAUUGAACCAUUAAACACCUGAUGAUGUGGUUCGAC
Messenger RNA from Empidonax traillii (willow flycatcher), 1757 nucleotides. RefSeq names its product WD repeat domain 34 (gene DYNC2I2). The transcript has 9 exons. The record is from RefSeq and is a predicted model, not a curated record. Gene Ontology annotation, cellular component: ciliary plasm; cytoplasmic dynein complex. Gene Ontology annotation, biological process: intraciliary transport. Bases 81 to 1589 code for a protein of 502 amino acids. NCBI's taxonomy places the organism in Eukaryota, Metazoa, Chordata, Aves, Passeriformes, Tyrannidae. Gene Ontology annotation, molecular function: dynein heavy chain binding; dynein light chain binding.